UCCCGGUCGGGUCGGGGGGUGAGCGGUGUGUAUCUGGGAACGAUGGCGGGGGUCGGGGCCGCGGGAGUCGGUCUGCUCGGGUCGCUGGUGGUCGUCCUGGCCUCUAUAAGCUCCUCCGUGUCGGAGCUGGUGACGACUGUGGUCCAGGAGCCGGUCAAGGCCGAGUCGUCCCUGCUGAAGCCGAAGGUGAUGAUCGCCAUCCUGGCGCGCAACGCGGCGCACAGCCUGCCGCACUACCUGGGCUGCGUCGACCGGCUGGACUACCCGAAGGAGCGCAUCGCCGUUUGGGCGGCGACAGACCACAGUAUGGACAACACUACUGCCAUGCUGAGAGACUGGCUGAAGAGAGCCCAGAGCCUCUACCACUAUGUGGAGUGGAGGCCGAUGGAGGAGCCCAGGUCCUAUACAGACGAGUGGGGUCCGAAGCACUGGCCCCCUUCCCGGUUCAACCAUGUGAUGAAGCUUAGACAGGCGGCGCUGAAGGCUGCCAGGGAACGAUGGGCUGAUUACAUACUGUUUGCAGACAGUGAUAACCUGUUGACCAACCCCCGUGUGUUGGACCUGCUAAUUGCUGAGAACCUGACGCUGGUGGCUCCCAUGUUAGAGUCCCGAUCCCUUUACUCCAACUUCUGGUGUGGCAUCACCCCACAGGGUUACUACAAGAGGACCCCAGACUACCAACCAAUCAGAGAGUGGAAGCGGCUGGGCUGCUUCCCUGUUCCCAUGGUGCACAGCACCUACUUGUUGGACCUGCGGCGUGAAGCCAGCAGGGACCUGGCCUUCUACCCGCCUCACCCAGACUACAGCUGGGCCUUCGACGACAUCAUGGUGUUUGCCUUCUCAGCGCGGCAGGCAGAUGUGCAGAUGUAUGUGUGUAACAGGGAACACUAUGGCUUCCUACCUGUUCCUCUGAAGGCGCAGCAGAAUGUCAUCGAUGAGAGCGAGAGCUUUAUACACACCAUCACAGAGGCCUUGAUUGACCACAAUAUUGAUCCUUCUCAGCACCUGUACACUCCACCAGCACAGCAGGAUAAGAUAGGCUUUGACGAGAUCUUCCUGAUCAACCUGAAGCGGCGGGUGGAGAGGAGGACCAGGAUGCUGAAGACAAUGGCCUCGCUGGGUCUGCUCAUUACACUGACAGAUGCAGUGGACGGCAAAGCUCUCAAUACAUCCCAACUGCAAGCACUGGGAAUAGAGAUGAUGCCGGACUAUAAGGACCCGUACUCCGGCAGAGUACUGACCAGAGGGGAGAUCGGCUGCUUCCUCAGCCAUCAUUCCACAUGGAUUCAGGUGGUGGAGCGUGGGCUCCAGAGCAUUCUUGUCCUGGAGGAUGAUGUGAGGCUCGAGCCCAGGUUUAAACGACGGCUGAAGGCCAUCAUGGACGACAUAGAGAAAGCCCAGCUGGACUGGGACCUCAUCUACGUGGGGCGUAAGCGCAUGCAGGUGGCUCAGCCGGAGCGCUCGGUGGACGGCGUGAAUAACCUGGUGGUGGCCGACUACUCCUACUGGACGCUCGGCUACGCGCUCUCACAGCAGGGCGCCAGGAAGCUGCUGGCCGCCGAGCCGUUCACCAGGAUGCUUCCCGUUGACGAGUUCCUGCCCGUCAUGUUCAACAAACACCACCAAGUCAGUCGCUGUCCGGCUCCUCUCGCUCAGUACAUGUCUCACUUCAAGCUGCGGGACCUGAAGGCUUUUUCGGUGGAGCCGCUGCUCAUCUACCCCACCCACUACACGGGCGAGCCGGGCUACAUCAGCGACACGGAGACCUCCACCAUCUGGGACGACGAGGCCGUGGCCACCGACUGGGAUCGCCAGCACGCCCGCAAGACGGCCCAGCAGGGCCGGAUCCGCCCCGUGGCACAGAACAGCGUCACGGGGGACACCCCGCCGCCGGCAGCCCGUGCCUCACGGGAUGAACUCUGAGAAAAACGGCCCAGAGAGAGAGAGAGAGACUUGCAUAUUUGUACAUGCAGUGUACACACAGUCAACACCACACUCACACUUGAAAAGACAAGAACACUUGAAAGACAAUACAACAGACACAGACACACACACGCUGCCACACUCAUUUCUCAUGUUUCUCAAUGGCCCUCUGUUGGCUGCCUGGUAAACAGCUGGAGAGCUGGAGGUGCACACAAAAGGAAGAGAAGUGGUGCAACGAUCAAGGGCCAACGGGAAGAAUUACCUCUCACAUGCAUGUGCGUGCGCACGCACACACACACGCACACACACAAUAACAAGACUGGCGAGAAUGAUCUGCGCUGGGCUUGCAGAGACUGUCAUAGCUGAAAUAACAGCAGCAUGUGGGGAACAGAUAUUCCCAUAAGCACCACGGAGAGUCAAACACUCACAAAUCAAUUUUUGUAUUGUUCAAGAAAAUGAUUCUUGUAAUUUAAAAAGAACAGAUUUUUUUAAUGGACAGCCAGGGGAAUAAAAGAAUCUUACA
Molecule: messenger RNA, 2446 nt
Organism: Lampris incognitus (smalleye Pacific opah)
Lineage: Eukaryota; Metazoa; Chordata; Actinopteri; Lampriformes; Lampridae
Gene: colgalt2b
Product: collagen beta(1-O)galactosyltransferase 2b
Molecular function (GO): procollagen galactosyltransferase activity
Source: RefSeq, a predicted model, not a curated record